AUGAAGAUGUGGCAUCCCUUGCAAUCACUUCCUCUGUGUGUGCUACUUGCUUUUCUUGUGAGCCACGGCCAAGGAACCAGGCAGGGCCAGGAUCUCAAAUGUGGAGGUAAGUCUUUGGACUAAUACCUUUUUACUACACUAGAUCCUGUUUAAUCUCAUAAUUUGAUCCCAACCCCCUUAUUUUCUACAUUGUGCGUCCACUUUUGGUCUGCAUACCUUAAUUUAAUUACCUAACAUUUCGCUAUUGUCCAUCAGCAUGUAGGGCCAUGGUGGAUGAGAUGGAGUGGGCAAUAUCCCAGGUGGAUCCUAACAAAAUGAUCCAGACCGGGUCCUUUAGAAUCAACCCAGAUGGUAGCCAGUCUAUUAGAGAGGUAAUUGUACCUGAUGGCUACUGGGUCCUUCAUUGGCCUUAUUUUACACAUUCAAUGUUAUUUAUUUGGAGGCUGGGAUUCUACAGCAUUGUUUUUAAAACAUAGUAAUAGUAAUGUAUGAUCACAGUGUUUCCUAUGAUAGGGGUAUCAUCUUUCUCUCUUGUUGAGCUCACCAACAUUGUGUUCCCCCCAGGUUCCUCUCGCCCGCUCGGAGGGUAACCUCCUGGAGCUAAUGGAGGAGAUAUGUGAGAAGAUGAAGGAUUACGGGGAACGCUUGGACCCCAUCACCAGCAGGGAGACCUAUGAGAGGGUCACGUCUCGGAACGGCAAACCCAUGGACCUCUCAGAGGCUAAACUGGAUUCCAGAGUCACAUCCAGCCUGAAAUUUGCUGUGGGUAGCCAUUUUGUUUUCAUUUUCACAUGUUAGGGGGUAGGAUCUAGGGAUGAUGACAUGCUAUAGCUCAUCAGUGUGACAUUCUAGAACCUCUGAUAAUGUAGUGAAUGAUAAUGACUACAGUUGAUUGCAUCUUUGUUGCAACUUUCACCCAAACAUACCAAUGCAGUGGAAACUUUCCACAUCCAUAUGUUUGUACUGUAGGUUACAAGCCAGUGGCUCCAAGCUCCUGCAUCUCACUGAAAUGUGUGACCAACUACAUCUUAUUUAACCAUUAUCUUCUGUCGUACCCCUAGUGUGAGACCAUCAUUGAACAACAUGAAGACGAGGUCAUCGAAUUCUUUGCCCAUGAAACGGACAACGUGAAAGACAAACUCUGCAGCAAGAGAACAGGUAUGCCACCCUCUUACUUGAUCCAAUACAUUAUAUUGACCACUAGAGACUACAUGCACUGCUAUUGGGGAUACACCUCUUACAAAAUUGUGUUUGGCAUAACUCAUUGUAAUACAAUACGUGUAAAGUGAAAAAUCAAUACUAAAAUAAUGUAACUCAUUGAUGGUUUUUCUCUGCAGACCUUUGCGACCAUGCUCUGCAAAUCCCUCAUGAUGAGCUAUGA
Coregonus sp. 'balchen' is the source of this 1381-nucleotide messenger RNA. Lineage: Eukaryota; Metazoa; Chordata; Actinopteri; Salmoniformes; Salmonidae. The record is from the annotation of a GenBank genome assembly.